GCCAACGGCAAGGUCUCCUGUGCCCUGGACGAUCAGCUCGUCUUCUCCCUGCGCCCAGCCUAUAAGAAUUACUACGAGCUGGUGACCGUGAGUGCCCUGGACCGCGAGGAGACGGCUCAGUACAUGCUGACGGUGACAGCAGCAGACGCGGGCUCCCCUCCUCUGACGAGCAGCCACACCUUCACCGUGGCCAUCUCGGACGUCAAUGACAACGCCCCUGUCUUCAACCAGAGCUCGUACACCAUGUACGUGCGGGAGAACAACGCGCCCAGCGUGCUGGUUGGAGCCGUGAGCGCUGCAGAUGCCGACGUGGGGCUCAACGCCAAGGUGACCUAUUCGCUGUCAGCGGGGCAAGCGGCGGAGCGGCCUUGGUGCUCGUGCCUGUCGGUGAACUCGGAGAGCGGGCAGGUGUUUGUGCUGCGAGCCCUGGACUACGAGCAGCUGAGGCAGAGCGAGGUGGUGGUGAGCGCCUCUGACGCGGGCUCUCCUCCCCUGCGAGCCAACGUCACCGUCCGCCUGCUGGUGCUGGACGAGAACGACAACGCCCCGCUCGUGCUGUACCCGGCGCCCGACAGCGGCCCGGCCUCCAGCGAGCUGGUGCCCGUGUCGGCUGAGGCGGGCUACCUCGUCUCCAAAGUGGUGGCCGUCGAUGCCGACUCGGGGCAGAACUCGUGGCUCUCCUACCACCUGCUCAGGGCCACCGACCCCGGGCUCUUUGCCGUGGCUGCCCAAAGCGGCGAGGUGAGGCUCAGGAGGCCGCUGACAGACAGAGACAGCGUCAAGCACAAGCUCGUCGUCCUGGUGCGAGACAACGGCCGCCCACCCCUCUCAGCCACCGCCGCUCUCAGCGCACUCCUGCUCAAGGACUUCUCCGACCUGCGCCAAGCGCACAGCAGCCCGGCCACCGACGACCAGCCCGGCUCCCUCACCACCUACUUAAUCCUCGCCUUGGUCUUCGUCUCCCUGCUCUUCCUCGGCUCCACAGCAGCCUUCGUGGCUCGCGGGCUGUGCAAGAGAAAGGAGCUGAAGGCUGGCCACGUGCUUUACGGGGCCGACAACUUGCCCAGCGGCCUGGCCGAGGCAGCUGCUGCAGGGACCCUGCCCCACCCCUACUGCUACGAG
Messenger RNA from Corapipo altera (White-ruffed manakin), 1122 nucleotides. RefSeq names its product protocadherin beta-4-like. Gene Ontology annotation, cellular component: plasma membrane. The record is from RefSeq and is a predicted model, not a curated record. Gene Ontology annotation, molecular function: calcium ion binding. NCBI's taxonomy places the organism in Eukaryota, Metazoa, Chordata, Aves, Passeriformes, Pipridae. The transcript has a single exon. Gene Ontology annotation, biological process: homophilic cell-cell adhesion. The annotation marks the transcript as partial.